AUGACUAUCAACCUCGACGGCGUUGUGAAUCCUCUCGACAAGAUCUGCCGGCCCGUUACGAAUGCCACCUCCGCGCCCCCCUCGGUCCAGGCCGACCAUGUGUCGUGCCCCGGUUGUGGUAGAAUUAUAACGGAUACAGCCACGAUCUCCAAGAUCGUCAACAUGUCUACAGGCGACGUCUCCUCCCCGCUUGUUGUGCCCCCCGGCCCGCUCGCUGCCGCGGCGUUCGAGAGCGGAAUGAGCGCGGUCGACGAACUCAAGCUUUUGAAGACCCAGGUCCAGGAUGUCGCACGCGUCUGCAACGCCGUUGCGCGCGGCGACUUGUCGCAGAAGAUUACGGUGCCCGUGCAGGGCGUGGUCAUGAUCCAGCUCAAGGACGUCAUAAACGCGAUGGUUGACAAACUCGGACAAUUCGCAAAGGAAGUCACUCGCGUCUCUCAGGAAGUCGGCACGGAAGGCAAAUUGGGCGGACAGGCACUCGUUUUGGACGUCGAAGGCACAUGGCGCGAGCUCACGGGCGUCGUCAACAAGUUGGCGGCAAAUCUCACAAACCAGGUACGGUCUAUCGCAAAGGUCACUAAAGCGGUCGCAUUGGGCGAUUUGUCCAAACAAAUCGAGGUCGACGCCCGCGGUGAGAUACUGGAACUCAAGAAUACUGUCAACGGCAUGGUCGUCCGGCUCAGAGCAUUAGCGGCAGAAGUCACACGGGUCACAAUGGAAGUCGGUUCUAAAGGGCAGUUGGGUGGGCAGGCGCACGUACCGGACGUAGAGGGAGUAUGGCUAGAGUUGACGCGGAAUGUGAAUCGGAUGUGUUCAAGCUUGACGGAUCAAGUGCGGUCGAUCGCGAAGGUGACGACAGCCGUCGCGCGCGGAGAUUUGACGCAGAAGAUCGACAUUGAGGUCGAGGGCGAGAUGCUCACUUUGAAGCGCACCGUUAAUUCCAUGGUGGACCAGUUGAGCGCGUUUGCAUCGGAGGUCACCCGGGUCGCGUUGGAGGUCGGUACACAGGGUAUCUUGGGCGGCCAGGCGCGCGUCGAGGGCGUGCAAGGCACCUGGGCAGACUUGACCAGGAACGUCAACAAAAUGGCAACGAACUUGACGGACCAGGUACGGUCCAUCUCGGAGGUCACGAAGGCCGUCGCGAACGGCGACUUGAGUCGGACCGUCAACGUUGACGUCCAGGGGGAGAUGCUUGACUUGAAGACGACCGUCAACCAGAUGGUGGCCCGGUUAUCGACAUUGGCUAGCGAAGUUACUCGGGUGUCAUUGGAGGUAGGAACCGAGGGCAUCAUGGGUGGUCAGGCUUCGGUCCCGGAUGUGCAAGGCGUCUGGAAGGGCUUGACUGACAACGUAAAUUUAAUGGCGAUGAACUUGACGAACCAGGUGCGGUCGAUCGCCGAGGUGACGAAGGCCGUCGCUGGCGGAGACUUGACGAAGCGAAUCACUGUCGACGUGCGUGGGGAGAUGCUCGAUUUGAAGGAGACGGUCAAUGGCAUGACGGAGAGCUUGAGUCUGUUUGCGGACGAGGUUACGCGUGUCGCGAAGGAGGUCGGCACGGAGGGUCUGUUGGGUGGCCAGGCGCAGGUUACGAACGUCGGCGGUACCUGGAAGGACUUGACGGACAACGUGAACGUCAUGGCGGCCAACUUGACGUUACAAGUCCGGACCAUUGCUUUGGCUACGCGUGCUGUCGCCAUGGGUGACUUGACACAGAAGGUCAUGGGCGUGUCGGUCUCCGGAGAGAUACUCGACCUCGUCAACACCAUCAACAGCAUGAUCGACCAGUUGGCUAUCUUCGCCGCCGAAGUCAAGAAGGUCGCUCGCGAAGUCGGUACCGAAGGCAAGCUGGGUGGUCAGGCCGAGGUUGGCAACGUUGAGGGUAUCUGGCAGGAGAUUACGAUGUCCGUUAACACCAUGGCGAGCAACUUGACGACGCAAGUAAGGGGCUUCGCGCAGAUCUCCGCGGCGGCCAUGGACGGCGACUUCAGCCGGUUCAUCACGGUUGAGGCGAGCGGAGAGAUGGACUCGUUGAAAACGCAGAUCAACCAAAUGGUGUCGAACUUGCGCGACAGCAUACAGAAGAACACCGCUGCUCGGGAGGCGGCCGAGUUGGCGAACAGGUCGAAGUCUGAGUUCUUGGCCAACAUGUCGCACGAAAUCCGGACACCAAUGAACGGUAUCAUCGGUAUGACGGAGCUCACCCUGGAUAGUGACCUGAACCGGUCGCAGCGCGAGAACCUGCUCUUAGUCCACAGUUUGGCCCGCUCCUUAUUAUUGAUCAUCGAUGAUAUCUUGGAUAUCUCGAAGAUCGAAGCCGGCCGAAUGACCAUGGAGCAAGUGUCUUACUCAAUCCGGCAGACAGUCUUCGGCAUCCUCAAGACCUUGGUUGUCCGCGCCUCGCAAAAUCAGCUCGAUCUCACCUACGACGUCGACCCCGACAUUCCCGACCAGCUUAUUGGCGAUUCGCUCCGUCUGCGCCAGGUCAUAACAAACCUGGUCGGCAAUGCGAUCAAGUUCACGCCUUCGAAGGUUUCCCGCAAGGGUCACGUCGCUCUCAGCUGCAGAUUACUCGCUAAGGACGACCAGCACGUGACUUUGGAAUUCUGCGUGUCUGACACUGGUAUCGGUAUCGCCAAGGACAAGCUGACCAUGAUCUUCGACACGUUCUGCCAGGCCGAUGGCUCCACGACCCGAGAAUAUGGCGGUACCGGUCUUGGUUUAUCCAUCUCAAAGCGCCUUGUGACCCUCAUGUUGGGUAACAUGUGGGUAGAGUCGGAGGUCGCAAACGGGUCCAAGUUCUUCUUCACCAUCACGUCCCAAAUCAGCCCUCUCUCGAUGGAGGCCACACUAGCCAAGAUGCAACCUUUCCAGAAGCGGAGCAUCCUCUUCGUCGAUACCAUGUUCGAUCGCACCGGUGUCGUCCAACGUGUCCUUGAGCUCGGACUCAGGCCGUAUGUCGUACACUCAGUGGCGGAGGUUGCCGACAAGACGACUUGCCCGCACAUCGACACCAUUGUCGUCGACUCGCUCAGCGUCACUGAGAACCUGCGCGAGCACGAGCACCUGCGUUAUAUCCCUAUCGUCUUGCUGUCACCGGAAUCGUGCCCUCGAUUGAACCUGAAGUGGUGCCUGGACAACGGCAUCUCCUCUCAAAUCACAACACCUGUCUCCGAGCAGGACCUCGCCUCAGCGCUGAUCUCAGCGUUAGAGUCAAAUACGGUAACGCCUGUCGUGGCCGAGAACGACGUGCCGUACGAUAUCCUGAUCGCCGAGGACAACCUGGUGAACCAGAAGCUUGCUGUGAAGAUCCUCGAGAAGUAUGGUCAUCAGGUCGAGAUUGCCGAGAACGGUCAGCUGGCCGUCGACGCGUUCAAGGCCCGCGUGCAAAGGAACAGGCCAUUCGACGUCAUUCUCAUGGAUGUUUCUAUGCCGUUCAUGGGCGGUAUGGAAGCCACGGAACUCAUCCGGACCUACGAGCAGACCCAUGGCCUGGAGCCAACUCCUAUCAUCGCGCUCACAGCGCAUGCAAUGAUCGGCGACCGCGAGAGGUGUCUGCAGGCUGGUAUGGACGACCAUAUUACGAAGCCCCUGCGUCGGAGCGAUCUCAUGAACUCGAUCAACAAGCUUGCGGGCGAGAGGAAGAUGGCUUUGGCGCGGAGUCGUGUGCAACAUCGUUCAUCAUUCCCCAUGCAGGCACUCUUGCGCGAGUUCCGAUGA
This is a messenger RNA of Dichomitus squalens LYAD-421 SS1, 3717 nucleotides long. Its product is annotated as histidine kinase. The transcript has 18 exons. Gene Ontology annotation, biological process: cellular hyperosmotic response; phosphorelay signal transduction system; phosphorylation. The record is from RefSeq and is a predicted model, not a curated record. NCBI's taxonomy places the organism in Eukaryota, Fungi, Basidiomycota, Agaricomycetes, Polyporales, Polyporaceae. Gene Ontology annotation, molecular function: phosphorelay sensor kinase activity. Gene Ontology annotation, cellular component: membrane. Bases 1 to 3717 code for a protein of 1238 amino acids.